This is a messenger RNA of Theobroma cacao (cacao), 2362 nucleotides long. RefSeq names its product GATA zinc finger protein (gene NUFIP). Lineage: Eukaryota; Viridiplantae; Streptophyta; Magnoliopsida; Malvales; Malvaceae. Gene Ontology annotation, biological process: box C/D snoRNP assembly. Gene Ontology annotation, molecular function: RNA binding. Gene Ontology annotation, cellular component: nucleus. The record is from RefSeq and is a predicted model, not a curated record.
AAUCAAAUCAGGCGGCCAGAAGCCCAUCUUAGAAGAACCAAACCCUCCGUUUCCCUCUUCGACAUUGUCUAAGUAUUUCAUGUUCUUCUUCGCAUUCCACUAAACCGCCGCCUUUUAGAUCUUUGGCAUAAGAUCCAAACAAGGUAAACAAACACCAUGCCAAUCCUGGGUUGCCGUCAACACAUCAUCGAAGGAUUCCAUCGUCUUGGAGGCCAGAAUUGAAGGAUUCUCAACACUUCUGAUAUUUUUUUAUUAUUAUUCCAUUACUAAAGCUCCUCUUUCAACGGAGGCAUUGGAAUGCUUGGUAAGACUAGCUUCUGUAAGACGUUCUUCAUUUGCAAAUUAGGCAGCCCGUUCCAAGUUUUUGGCCCAUCUAAUGACAGGAACCAAAGAAAUUCUCCAAUCAGGACAAGGUCUUGCUGAUCAUGAUAAUUACCAUGAGUACUGUCGACUUCUUGGACGUUUUAGGCAGGGUUUCCAAUCAAGUUCUGCAGUGGAAAACCAAUGCAACAACAACAUGUUAAUGAUGCAGCCCCAAAUGGCUAUUUUUAAUCCUCAACUGCCAAUUCCAUUGAGUAAUAAUUCCAGUGCUAUGUCAUUGCUAAAUAAUGUUGGUUUCAUGAAUGGAGCUAGCCAGCUUCUUCCCUCACAAAAUAACCAUCUGGGUGUUCCUCAAUUUGGUCCCAUUUUCCCAAACUUGAACAAUGUUUCAAUGUUCCAACAACUUCAUGGCCAAUUCAAUAACCCUUUGCAGAGCCCAAAUCAACCCAAUUGGUUAAAUUUACCUCAACAACUUAAUCAAAAUAAUAUGGGUUUGACAAAUGGGCAGCAUCAGCAGCAACAACAACUUUUUUUGCAGAACCAAUUGCAGAGCAUUGGCCAACUUUUGAACCAAAUCCCAAAUCUCUCUCAGUUUGUUUCUGGUGGUCAAACAAUGGGAUGCCUCAAUCCUGCCGGUGUUCCUCCGAAUCCACAGUUUGGAUUUAUGCAGCAAAACCAGAUACAGCAGCAAGCCAACCAGAGUCAGCAAAAUUUGGCAAAUGUUAACGCAUCAAAGCCAUCGUCUUCCGCAGCAGGUGCACAAGUACUAGGGGGCCCAUCAUUCAGAAAGCCAAUGGGCAGUCCUGGUAAAAGUGGUCAGAAUUUGAAUAAUUUUCCAGGCAGAAAUGUUGCUAGGGAUUCAAAAUGGGGAUUUCAUAAGUCUAAGUUUCAGCAGUCUCGAUUUCAUCAAGUGGAUAAUGCAAAGAGAAAGUUUGCAUCAUCUAAUGGACAAAAGAAAAAAGGGCAGGAUGAUGAGAGGGCAGCUAAAUUUCCUCAUUCUAAUUCUACAAAACCAGACAAGGAAAAGAGAAAACGAUCUCUUGCUUUGACCUACUCGGAGCAAGAAAUACGACAGUGGCGUGAAGAACGUAAGAAGCACUAUCCGACAAAAACCAACAUAAAGAAGAAACUCAGUGGGAAAGUAUCAGAUGCUGAGGUUGCCAAAUUGCGAAGUGAGCAACUCAAGGAAAUUUUGGCAAAGCAAGCUGAAUUAGGAGUUGAAGUUGCAGAAAUUCCUUCACACUAUCUGUUAGGUUCAGAGAAAAAGGUGAAUGGAAGAGAAGAGAACAGUUGGCCAUUAACAAAGAGGGGGAGAUUUGAAAAGAGGCAUGAUAAAAGAGUGAGAUUUGAUAAAAGAGACCGUUUUUCCAGGAAAAGAAGAUCAACUAAUGAGGAAUCAUUUGAUGGCACUUCUGUCAACAAAAGGAGCCCAACCCUUUUGCAGAAGCUUCUUAGUGCUGAUAUAAGGAAAGAUAAAAGUCAUUUGUUGCAGGUUUUUAGAUUCAUGGUUAUAAAUUCUUUCUUCAAGGAUUGGCCUGAGAAGCCCUUGAAAUAUCCUCUGGUGGUUGUUAGGGAUGGUCUGAGCGAGGGUGAGAUAGUUCGAGAGAAACCCUUGGUUGUUGGGGAAGAUAAACUAGAAGUCUGCGACAAGACAAUGAUCCAAAGUAUUGUUAAUGGUGAGAAUAAAGAUGGCGAUGACAGUGACAAUGAUGGUGAUCGUGAAAGCAAGGACGAUAAUGAUGUUAAUGGCGAUGAAGAUGAUGAAAAUAAACAUGACACUCAAGCUGACCAAGUGGCCUUGUAUGCUAGGGAGGAGAAAGCUGAUAGUGGAGAAGGAAUUGUGAGGAAUGAGGAAGAAGAGGGAGAAAUAAUUGACUAGGAUGUCUUAUAUCCCUCAGAAUUUUCCUUGAAUCCUGUUUGUGCAUAGCAUGUUUUAUGUAUAAUUUUUAAAAAGAACUGAACAUGGGAAACAUACAUCUUUGGUAUACGCUCAGGGGUUUCUUGUAAUUUAAUUUUAAAUAUGGCUUUCUUUUCUCUUUUC